Sclerotinia sclerotiorum 1980 UF-70 is the source of this 183-nucleotide messenger RNA. RefSeq lists its product with no specific name. The transcript is spliced from 2 exons. Lineage: Eukaryota; Fungi; Ascomycota; Leotiomycetes; Helotiales; Sclerotiniaceae. The record is from RefSeq and is a predicted model, not a curated record. The coding region runs from base 1 to 183 and encodes 60 amino acids.
AUGGCGGUUUGGGCCACUGUUUCCGAGGGGUGUUACGAGCACGAAGCUCUACACAAAGGAAACCAUCCUGAUUAUAUAGACCUUCGUCCUCCAUUGGAUCUCUUGGAUCCUGAGAGUUUGUGGACCUUCGAUUCGUAUGGACCUACGAUUCGUAUCCCUGAAUAUGCAGGGUCCAUCACGUGA